Schistocerca gregaria is the source of this 600-nucleotide messenger RNA. RefSeq lists its product as uncharacterized. Bases 1 to 300 code for a protein of 99 amino acids. The record is from RefSeq and is a predicted model, not a curated record. NCBI's taxonomy places the organism in Eukaryota, Metazoa, Arthropoda, Insecta, Orthoptera, Acrididae. The transcript is spliced from 3 exons.
AUGAGUUCUGUACUUCCAAGCCAGUCCACCGCUGGUCACUCGCCGUCACCACCGCCCCCGCCGCCCCCGCCCCGGCUGGCCAUAAUCGACUUCAACCAGCUGACGCGCGGCGGCCUGGAGGCCGCCACAGGCAGGACGCGCCGCCGCCGUCGCCCACGCACCCGUCCCCGCCACAGGAGCGCCAGCGCCAACCUCCUCGCCACUGGGCGGCCUGGCACAGUUCCAGCACACCGUCAAAGACGUGGAGUGACAGCUAGCAGAGCAACGCACAGCGACGCUUCAGCCAGCGAUGAGAAGUAAAGAAUCCGCGAAACGCACAUCAAAAUAGAAUAGUUAUCUUAUAUUUUAAGUCGCACAAAUUAUCAGUAAUGCCAUAAAUGAUAACUACAUUAUUUGUAGCCAUAUAAAUUGUAUAUCCCAGCCAUUACUGCUAUUUCUGUAUCACUUUCUAUAACGUGUAUCACUUUAUGUUAUCAGUAACUGAUUUGCUAUUUGUUUUAGUACUUUCUAUCCAUAUUGAUUGCUGUAAUGCAAUGAAAUCGAUAUUUGCAUCUAUUGACACAUUAAUGUCCUAAGGUACGCGUAUAUUAUAAACGAUUC